CUCUCUUUCUCCGCCCAGUUCUUGUCAACUUCAGUAUGGCAGAGGUCAUCGGUGCUCUCAGCGCAUCUCUCCACCUCACCGAAACGGUUGUGAAAUACUGCCGGUCGCUGAAGUCUGCGUCUAAGGACGCGGAAACUCUCGGUGAUGAGGUUGCAGCCGUGGCACAGGUCCUUCUGGCGCUCAGGGAAUCCCUUCAGCAGCCAACACACACCAUUUCGCUGCAGCGAACAUCAACAUUGUUUUCGGCGAUCCAAAACUGCCAAGCCCAAUUGAAAGGCUUGGAAGCCAGCCUGGCACCCCAUGUCUCAGGCAACAGACUCGAAAAGCUGUGGAGGCGCGCAACAUGGCCAUUGCAACACCAGGACACGACAGAAGCCGUCCGGACCCUCCAUCGAUAUGUCCAGAUUUUCCACUUUGCGGCUACUCUCGACGGGCUGGUUGCUCUGUCCCUCCCAAUGCACGACGCCUUGGGAAAGCUAGACAGCCUCCGCGCCUCGCUUGAAAGCGGGCAUCGACAAUCGGAAGCCACGCUUCAAGCAGUGGCAGAUGCUGUGAGGAUGCUUCCGGAGAUCGAACUACAGAUCAACAACUUGACCCAAAAGGUUGACGAGCUCGUCCUUGACCACGAUCUCUGCAAACUGCUUGCAAGCAUUCCCACGCUGGAAUUCAAAGACAGGCAUCGGAAUUUGCAACUCACGCGAAUGAAGGGCGGCAGCCGUUGGAUCCUUGAAGCCACUGCCUUCGUGGUAUGGCGAAAUGGGCGUUCGAGCGACAGGACAUUAUGGUGCAAUGGCGCUCCCGGCGCUGGUAAAACCUAUCUGGCAUCUGUCGUUAUCGAUGACCUCUUGGAGGUCUCACAAGUAGCCGAACGGCGAGUUCUCUACUUCUACUUCGACUAUAAGAAGCAAGGAGUCCAAACGCCGUUUAUGGUUCUGCAGACCCUCUUGCACCAGCUUCUAUCUACGUAUUCCAGCAUACCCCCAGAGGCAACGAAACUGGCCGAAGAUCUCGCCAAAGGUAGAGGCCUACCGAGCUGGAUAGACCUCAUGGCCCUAUUUAUCAGCUUUUGCAACAGCAGAUCCUCGAUAUUCAUUGUCCUCGAUGCUCUUGACGAGUGCGAUGCCGCGGCAAACCGAGGCCCGAUUCUUGAAUUAAUCCAAGGCCUCAAGUCGUCCAAGGUGCAAGUUCUGAUCACCAGUCGACCGUAUCCACCCGACGUGAACAGGGUUCUCGGCGACUGCCCUCAAGUGCUUGUCGAGGCAUCAGACAAGGAUAUUGAAGAUUAUGUCUUGGGCCAGAUUGAGUCCGACGUUGAGAUGAAGGAAAUGCUUGACGACUCUUUAAAACAAGUGAUUGUCAAACGUAUCCUAGAGAAAAGCCAAGGAAUGUUUCUUCUCCCGGCCCUGCAGAUCAACAACAUUCUUGGUCAGACCAACGCCGACGAGGUACAACACGCGCUGGAUACCUUACCCAGCGGGCUUGCCGACAAUCUGGCCAUGACCAUUGAGCGAAUCAAAAAGCAGCACUCUCAAAGUCAGACCCGCUCUAGACUGGCCUUCACGGUACUCCAAUGGCUCUCUACCGUCCGACGACCAAUUACGACCAAUGAGCUUCAGCACGCCAUCGCCACUCGACCGGGUUCCUCGCAGUUAGGGGCUCUCACAGACCCCAAGCUGUUUGUGCAUUGCUGCUUCGGCCUGACCAUCAUCGACAAAGAAACUUCAGUUAUCAGAUUGGUGCACUUCUCCGUGAACGAAUUCCUCCAAGAACGACGAGAUGAACUGUUUGACGACCCUGAUAGCACUUUGGCCGGAUCUUGUCUGACUUACAUGACUCUCUUCAUCGAGAAAGAGUCGCGGGCCGGCGACCAUCUGGAGUGGACGAAGGAUCCAGCCUCUAUUCGAGUCCACCAGUGGCCAUUUUGGGAAUACGCUGCCGGCCAUUGGGGCAUCCAUGCGGGGAGAUCAUGUGCUGGUGAGGCAGAGUCCUCUCUAAGAAGUUUCGCAUUUUCUCGGGAUUCCCUCAAACUCUGGUCGGAAUAUAUGAUCUACAAGCUCAAAGACAGGAACGGCCCAGCUGGAUCUAGUGAGUCGGAGCGGUUUGCGUCGUUUGUUUCACACGACAGUAGCCUGCUCCAUAUCGCCUCGAUCUACGGCCUUCAUCGGGCGGUCCAAGACUGUUUGACUAUGGGAUUCGAGGUUAACCAGCGAGAUGGAAAUGACGCCACUGCUUUCAUGCUAGCGGCGGGGAACGGCUGGGACUCUAUUCUGACGCUGCUGCUAGCUAAUGGAUCCUUGGAUGUCAAUAUUCGAGACCAGAAGGGCCGAACAGCACUCUGCUACGCGGUAGAGAACAAGCAGGAAACCACCAUACGUCUUCUGCUAGGUCAUCCGGCUAUUGAUGUGAAUGCCGGCAGAGCCCUGGAGUUUGCAUGCUGCUAUGAUGAGAGGGCAAAAGAGACCGAAGUCGUGGUUCCGUUGUUGCUCUCCCACCCCGACCUCAAUCUCCAGGCGCAGUCCCACAGGGUCGUAACUACGGCUGUCUUUGGAUUAGCCCGCAGCAUGCUCUUCGAUCUUUUGCGGACAUUGCUGCGCCGUCCCGACUUCCAGACCCGCCAGUCCAUGUUCGAGGAGAACGCGAUGAACGAUUUUUACAACUACUGGCUGAACACAGAUUAUGACAUUGACCUAUGGGCCAAGAGGUUAGAUCAGGUAUACCAAGUGCCCGGGUUAAUCGCUCUAGUUGAGAAAACUUUUGACAAAGGCUCGGGUUCCCUGGCGCCGAGAUUGCUGUGGUCGUUUGUGUACUACGCAUUUGCUGGCUAUCCCAGCCGUCCCGCCGAGGUGGAUGUUGACUCGGAUCUAGAGUUUGAUUUGGAUGAUCUGGAGCUAGAUAUGGAUCUGGAGCUAGAUGUGGAUCGCGAGUUAGAUGUGGAUCGCGAGCCAGAUGUGGAUCGCGAAUCGGAUUCCGAGCCGUCGACACAACCUGGUGUCGCAAAGUCAACAGAUCCGUGGGUCUACGGACUUGGGUUCUGGGAUAACUCGAGCAGUGACUUGCGCCGAGGUUUGCGCAACAAGUUGGAAGCCGAAGGCAUCUCCCUUUCCAGUCUAGACUCUAAGGGGCGGAGCUUCCUGCACAACGUCUGUCAGCUAGGCCCAGGGGGUGAGGCUGUCAUGAAGUUGGACUGCCUGCAGUUUCUCUUGGAGAAUGGAGCGGAACUGAAUCUUCGAGACGAGACCGGUCGAACGCCUCUCCACUACGCCGCUGCCAGCAGGGAAGACGUGGCACCUGAGAUCGUGGAAGCACUCAUUUUAGCUGGUGCAGAUCCACGGGCAUCAGACAACGAAGGGCGGACUGUGUUGCACUCCGCUGCGGCAGGCAAGAGCUUGGAGGUCCUGGAGCUGCUCGUUGAGAGAGGUACCGAUGUCAACGCAAUAACCAUAUCCGGUGACUCAGUGUUACAUGUCGUCGCCGAAAACGCAGAAAGUCCCCGCUCCAUGAUUGAGUAUCUGCUUGCAAAGGGCUGCCGCCUCGACGUCAAAAACAACAAUGAUAUGACCCCGGGAUUCGCCUCUGUUUGGGGAUCCCCGGAAAUACUGGAGACCUUUCUGGAUCUCGGCGAAGAUCCCUUCGCCCAAGCUUCUUUCGGAAAUUCAAUGUUUCUUAACUGCGUAUGGAUGCUCGGCCCCAAGGAGACAUCGCUUUGUCUCUCACACAAACCAUCCGAGGGAGACAUACCUCUGCACAGAGUUGGCUACUUUGGGAUGAAUGCCUUCGAUUUCCUGUCGAACUUCGAUCGCUCGGUCGCAACAGAGCUCGGAUUCACCACGCAGGACUGGUUAGCAUACACGCCGACGCCGCCGACGAUACGCCGGGAAUAUGCGUUGAAGUUUCUCCUACCCAGGAUCGUAGAAAUGCUCACUCCCGACGUUGACAGGAGACGUUUGCUGAGCGAAAGGGGGGCAAACCAGCUGCUCCACCUAGGUGAUGACCAAGGAGCGACCAUUUUGCUCGAGCAAUUUCUCGUGCCGGCGUCACGCUGCUCGGCCUCGCCAUAUUUCGAGGGAACCCUCCACUGCUCUACUUGUCGUAGCAACGACGCCCCGAUAUUCAAAUGCCGGAUUUGCCCGAGUGUAUAUUUCUGUGGGGAGUGUCGAGACGUCAUCCCGAGGAAACAAGGCAGCUAUACCGAUUCCACGCACUGCAAGGGUCACGAGUUUCUUGAGAUUCCGGGGAAGAAUUGGAGGAACUUGCCCGAUGGAAAGGUCAACCCCGAGGGUCAGACGAUGGAGGAGUUCCUGGAAGGGCUGAAAGACCGUGUGACGCGCGAACUCGGGAGCGGCACUUGCAGCGGCCGUGAGCUUCUUACUAAAUCUGAAAUACUAGAAGAUUCAGCCUCAUAUUAAUAAUCUCACAUUAAUUUUCAUGUUUGAAGCUCCACAGUCGGUUAUCUAGACAGCGCAAUUACUGCAAACCCUCAGACGAUAAACUUCACCAGGACGUCACGAUGUCGAGCGCAACGCUACUCCGAAACAGUACAGCGAUCGCCAAUUUGUGAGCACGAAGCCUCAACGUCGAAUUCUGCCCAGAAGGUAGCGUCUGGAAGAGCUCAACGUGUGGGUCGGUGGUCAUUUAGGCGGUGCUAUUGGAAUUAAGAUCUGUUAAGAUUCCCUGUGACGAUCCAACUAGCACUGCUUCAUGUUGAGAGAGAUGUUGAAGGAGGCAUGGAUAGCGUGGAAAGGCUCGAAUUCGAUACCCUUCCUCGAGAAGAUGGAACUUUCUAUACCUGUAUGAUGAUGUACUGUACAGGGAUCUGAAGGCGACGUGAAACAACUAACAAGUGGAUGCUCAGUCAACAACAACAAUUAUAUACUUUGAUGCUGUAGAACACGC
Messenger RNA from Hyaloscypha bicolor E, 4893 nucleotides. RefSeq lists its product as uncharacterized. Bases 36 to 4406 code for a protein of 1456 amino acids. The record is from RefSeq and is a predicted model, not a curated record. The transcript has 5 exons. Gene Ontology annotation, molecular function: protein binding. Lineage: Eukaryota; Fungi; Ascomycota; Leotiomycetes; Helotiales; Hyaloscyphaceae.